UGAAACCACGGCUACGACACCGACCACAAGAAGUCAUGCUUAAAUGCGAACUGUGUCUCUCUCGCUUGCUCCGACAGUGUUCGUUCGUUUGUUCGUCCGUUCUUCUGCUUAUUCUGUUUGUGUACGUGAGUGCGUGCGUGUUUGUGUGUGUGUGAGUGUACUGUCGCAAAAUCACGAACAAACAAACAAACAAACACCUCAUCCGUAUAUAUGUACAAGAACAACAAUGUUAUUUAUUCAUUUAAAAACUGGAAAUACUUAUUCACUAUGUAAAUCUAUCACAAUCAAUGAAUGCCUUCAUGAGUUGUUAUCUUUCAUACCUAGUUUAUGACAUUGUUGUCCGCUCUUGUUUAUUCAUUUAUAUGACGACCAUAAUUACAAUAAUAAUAAUGAUAUAUGCUUUGAUAUUAUUCAAA
Schistosoma turkestanicum is the source of this 416-nucleotide messenger RNA. NCBI's taxonomy places the organism in Eukaryota, Metazoa, Platyhelminthes, Trematoda, Strigeidida, Schistosomatidae. The record is from the annotation of a GenBank genome assembly.